GCCGGUAAAUCACCCGGAUGUGAAAGGCCAUGUGCAGCCGCACCAGGAGCUCAUUUGAAGCACACGACUCGUCCUUUUAUCUCCGCUCGGUUUCAUUCCGACCUGCAGUCCUGCAUCUUCAAGCAGCUACCAGCUUCUUUUGUACCUCACAAAGAUGUUUCGUCUACCAACAAUCAUGAAGCAGGUGAGGCCCGUGUGCAGGGCGCUCGCUCCUCACCUCACCCGAGGCUACGCUAAGGAUGUGAAGUUCGGAGCUGAAGCUCGUGCCCUGAUGCUGCAGGGAGUCGACCUGCUGGCCGACGCUGUGGCCGUCACCAUGGGCCCCAAGGGUCGCAAUGUCAUCAUCGAGCAGAGCUGGGGCAGCCCCAAGGUCACCAAGGACGGCGUGACGGUGGCCAAGAGCAUCGACCUGAAGGACCGGUACAAGAACAUCGGUGCCAAGCUGGUGCAGGAUGUGGCCAACAACACCAACGAGGAGGCCGGCGACGGCACCACCACCGCCACGGUGCUGGCUCGUGCCAUCGCCAAGGAGGGCUUCGACACCAUCAGCAAAGGCGCCAACCCCGUGGAGAUCCGCCGCGGAGUCAUGAUGGCCGUAGAAACCGUCAUCAAUGAGCUGAAGAAUCGCUCUAAGCCAGUGACCACGCCCGAGGAGAUCGCACAGGUUGCUACGAUUUCAGCCAAUGGAGACGUGGAGAUUGGGACCAUCAUUUCCAACGCCAUGAAGAAAGUUGGCCGCAAGGGAGUCAUCACUGUCAAGGAUGGGAAGACCAUGCACGAUGAGCUGGAGAUCAUUGAGGGUAUGAAGUUCGACCGUGGUUACAUCUCCCCUUACUUCAUCAACACCGCCAAAGGUCAGAAGUGUGAGUUCCAGGAUGCCUACAUCCUGCUGAGCGAGAAGAAGAUCUCCACCGUCCAGAGCAUCGUGCCGGCCCUGGAGAUCGCCAACCAGAACCGUAAACCGCUGGUUAUCGUGGCGGAGGAUGUGGACGGGGAGGCCCUCAGCACCUUGGUUCUCAACAGGCUGAAGGUCGGGCUCCAGGUGGUCGCAGUUAAAGCUCCAGGAUUCGGAGACAACAGGAAGAAUCAGCUGAGGGACAUCGCCGUCGCCACCGGGGGAACCGUGUUUGGAGACGAUGCCGUCGGUCUGGCUCUGGAAGACAUCCAGGCUCACGACUUCGGUAAGGUCGGCGAGGUGCAGAUUACCAAAGAUGACGCCCUGCUGCUGAAGGGAGGCGGCAACCCGGCCGAGCUUGAGAAGCGCGCGGCGGAGAUCGUGGAGCAGCUGGAGAACACCACCAGCGACUACGAGAAGGAGAAACUCAACGAGAGGCUCGCCAAGCUGUCCGACGGCGUGGCUGUGCUCAAGAUUGGAGGAACGAGCGACGUGGAGGUGAACGAGAAGAAGGACCGAGUGACGGAUGCUCUGAACGCCACGCGGGCCGCAGUGGAGGAGGGGAUCGUACCAGGCGGAGGCUGCGCCCUGCUGCGCUGCAUCCCGUGUCUUGAUUCCAUCGAAACUGUCAACGCUGACCAGAAGAUCGGUGUUGAGAUCAUCAGAAGGGCGCUCCGUAUCCCCGCCAUGACCAUCGCUAAGAAUGCAGGCGUGGAGGGUUCGCUGGUGGUGGAGAAGAUCCUGCAGGCUUCGGAGGAGAUCGGCUACGACGCCAUGCAGGGAGAAUACGUCAACAUGGUGGAGAAGGGCAUCAUCGACCCCACCAAGGUGGUGAGGACGGCCCUGAUGGACGCCGCAGGAGUCGCCUCCCUGCUCGCCACCGCUGAGGCCGUGGUCACAGAGAUCCCCAAGGAGGAGAAGGAGAUGCCAGGAGGCGGCAUGGGCGGCAUGGGAGGAAUGGGAGGCAUGGGCGGCAUGGGAGGUGGCAUGGGUUUCUAAGCCAGUCCUCCUGACAUGCUGUACAGACUAAUAAAGGCAGAGUGGUGCUGGGUGCUGACGGAGGAGAGAACUGCACCCAGCGCCACCAAACUUUGCCCAAAACUGACUGACCAUGAUGAGAAUGUUGGAGCUGCAAAAUGUUUGAUGACCCCCACCCCCCCCCCCCCACUAACCACGAUUCUGCCUCCCGCCUCAUACCGGGUCUUCUGGAGGAGCCGCCUGAGGACGAGAGCCCAUCGAGCGCAGUUACUCCACCUCUCCUCCACCUCUAGUGGCUAACACUCAGCAGGAGGAGAAAUACUUACAGAGUUGUAACGUGGUCGAAGUAUAUAGUAAACAUAUUGUUGUCUCACUACGAAGAGAAGAAGCCUAGCCAUGACUGUCUGUCCUUCUGUGUCCGUCACUUUGUUAAUUCUUUUUCUUUUUUAUAUCUGUUUUGUUCCCACAGCGAGUAAAACAUCUGUCGUUUAAUCAAACCAUUAAUUCUGUGACCUCGUGCGUGACCACAGUCGGGUGACGAGUGCCUAAAUUAGCAGUUUUAAAAGUGUAAAACAAUGUUUACGGAGAUAUCAUUUUGCAUGCAUGCAGCAUCGUGAGUGUUGAUCCGAGCAUCAUCCCGCACGGCGUGGACGAUCGUCGCUGAUUGGAAGCGGGAAGUGUUGGGCUCGUGUUACAAAGCCCCGUGGACCCGUCAAGGUCUCGGCUGCAAAGUCUAAAUGUGAAAGCUGUGGUGUCCUUGUGCUGAACAUUGGCCUUCAUGUCUCCACUCGUGCUGCGACUCACAAGAUAGAAAACUUUACACAUAAAACAGGAUGUAAGAUGACAAACAGCAGCGAUCAUGCAGCUUCUGUUCUCAUGUAGACGGUGAUUAAUGGUGAUUUUCUUUUUUAUUUAAUAAAUUCAACUGUUCAGA
Messenger RNA from Cottoperca gobio, 2807 nucleotides. RefSeq names its product heat shock 60 protein 1 (gene hspd1). The transcript is spliced from 11 exons. Gene Ontology annotation, molecular function: ATP-dependent protein folding chaperone; ATP binding. The record is from RefSeq and is a predicted model, not a curated record. Lineage: Eukaryota; Metazoa; Chordata; Actinopteri; Perciformes; Bovichtidae. Bases 155 to 1894 code for a protein of 579 amino acids. Gene Ontology annotation, biological process: protein refolding.